This is a messenger RNA of Daphnia carinata, 2444 nucleotides long. RefSeq lists its product as uncharacterized. Gene Ontology annotation, cellular component: plasma membrane; cytoplasm. The record is from RefSeq and is a predicted model, not a curated record. Lineage: Eukaryota; Metazoa; Arthropoda; Branchiopoda; Diplostraca; Daphniidae.
AAAGGAAACUAUCAGAUGGCGGAAAAAUCUGUCUGCAAAAAGGAAAGUGGAUCAAGAAAUCGGGUUGUUUGGUUUCACAAACGUCCAAACAAAAAGAAGAGAAAUUCCGGAUGUCGAGUUACGACUUAUGGGAAUCUCAUUGUUUUGCAACCAUGCCGUUGUUUGACAUUGUUCUGUGAGGAACCAUCACUUGUGGGUCUUCAACAGCUUCGUAGAAUGGCAAACAGCAAUGGGGAAGCUAAUCCCCCAGUUCAACAAAACAUUCCACCCUUCUCUGUGAGAGAAGUCUACAAAGCAGGCUGGCUCAAGGGUGUUUCGUUCCCCGGUGACAGAAGAGGACUCCUCUUUGGUAAAAAGUAUGAACGUUUGUGGGCCCUUUUCUGCAUACACGAUGACAUCCAGCCAUUCCUGGAGUUCUACACAGAACCCAAAGCCACACCAUCACACCAGCCACUGUGGGCCACCUCGCUGGUCCACUGCAUGCAUGUGUCACACUCAAUCGCUGUCCAAGGUGACACCUUUGAGUUUGUUGUUACCUGUCGAGAGUGCACUGUUCUUCGGCUGGGUGCUUCAUCUCGAGAACAGAUGAAUGAAUGGGUGGACGUCCUCAGAAACCGUCUUCGCGACAUUGGUGUGCUCGAACCGAAAGAGAACUUUUAUUCUCCUCUGCCCGAAGCUGCCAAACCUCCGCCCAACGCCAGCCAUUCAUCGACCAGAGAUCCCAAUUCGCCCCUUCCACUUCCACCAGCCAGCAGGAAUGAAACACGUUCCGAUCAGCAGCAAGUUGUGGACGUCCUUUACGCCGAUACCGUUGAAUCGCAGGUCACAACAGUUCAGACGACUGUCGCCGAAGAGGCCGCUGCGUCACACGUUACCGUCAUUUCAGUUAACGAAGACAUAUUAGAUGAUCCAGUAUUCAUCCUCGACUCGAACGCCGCUCCAGCACCGCCCAGCAUGUUUUCGACUCGUGUUCGCAUCGCCAGCGCUCCCAGUUCAUUACGAGAAUCCAUCGAAAUAGAAAAUAGCUACGAAGCCAUAUUUAAUUCUACCCCUGCAGCUGCCUCUGCCCCAACGACGUCGCCUAUUCCUGCUGCUGUUAGCCAUCGACUACACAGUGGUAGGCAGCUUCCCGAAUUACCUGUCGCACCAGGUGAUCACGGGGUGGUCGUCCGGACACCAUCUCAUCACCUCCAUCCGCUCACACAGCACAUUGUUCAUGGGCAACAACGAACGCGGGAUGGAUUGAGACGCACGAUGAGCAUGGGGCAAGAACAUCAACAUCUUCACCCGAUGCCACGAUCGAUUCCUCCUCCACCGUUACUGCUACAACCGGCGCCUGGCCGCGGGGGACGAGAGGGGGGUCUUGUUCUUUUACCUAGGCCACCGCCACUUUUUGCUGCCUCAACCCCUCAGCCUUCGAGUUCCCACCAUCCGCUUGGCACGCGACACAGCAGUCCUCUGUUCCGCCCGACUCCGUCCAGCCAUCAACCGAACGGCGCAGCUCUGCAGCCGGUCAACGCCAACCACGGCCCAGGUGGAGAUACGGGUUAUUCGCUGAAAGAGCGUCAAGUCGCCCGUCUGCGUAUGGAAAUGCAACAUCCAGCUGGCGUUCGCAUCAUUCUGAAAAAGAGGGACUGUCUCAAUACCAUAGCUUUGAUCGACGCCCUCGGCACCGUUUGGGUGGCCGGAUGGAGGCAAAAAGAGAAGCCAUUGUUGUACAACGUAUUCCACAUAGGAGAUCAAAUCAUGCGCGUCAGCCAUUGCAAUGUCUCGUCUUCUAUUGACGUCAAUCGGUUGAUCAAGAAUGAAUCUUCCGGCCAGAUUGAAUUUAUAGUUCGACGAAUACCUUUUGGUCGGGUGUUUCACCUACGACGCGAGGCCGAAGGUCAAAGUCUCGGGAUCGUUACGGAAGCCGGCGGAGGUGCCGAGAUCCGCGAAGUUGUAGCAGGUGGAUUGGCAGCGCAACAGGGCGUCCCGCCAUUAGCCAUGAAUCCGUUAAUGUCGUCCUCUUCUGCGUCGUCGACGUCACCAAUGUCUUGCUCCUGGACUCUGACUGAAAUCAAUGGCCGGCCACUGAAUCUUUGCUCCAAGGAAGGCGAGGCACGUGAUCGGCUCAAUGCCGUCGGCAAGGCUGUCAGUAUUCUCAUCCAGCCGACCGAAUUCGUGAAAUUACUCAAGAAACAAAUCAAGAGCAUUCGAGGCUACAAGGAUUACCUCCUCGUUUGAAUAGAGAACGAUACAAUUAUUCUGCAAUCUUUCUCUUGUUUCUCUUCUCGCCAACCGUAAACAUUUCCAGCUGAUUAAUUGUACAACGUACCAACUGUUAAUAACCUUUUCUUGUUUGUUUGGUUGAUUUUUUCUUUUUUUUUUUUUUUUUUUUACAGUUUUUGUGCUUUUUUUUCCGUCUCUAACAGCUUUUGUGACUGUGAUACUUCAAAUAUUGU